Penicillium verhagenii is the source of this 3378-nucleotide messenger RNA. RefSeq names its product putative NF-X1 finger transcription factor. Gene Ontology annotation, biological process: negative regulation of transcription by RNA polymerase II. Gene Ontology annotation, cellular component: nucleus. The transcript has a single exon. Lineage: Eukaryota; Fungi; Ascomycota; Eurotiomycetes; Eurotiales; Aspergillaceae. Gene Ontology annotation, molecular function: DNA-binding transcription factor activity, RNA polymerase II-specific; RNA polymerase II transcription regulatory region sequence-specific DNA binding; zinc ion binding. The record is from RefSeq and is a predicted model, not a curated record. Bases 1 to 3378 code for a protein of 1125 amino acids.
AUGUCCGACCCUGUAGCAGCCCCCGCUGCUCCGACCGGUACUCGCCCCCGCAAUCGACGCCGGAGAGGCCCCGCCAAUCGCGAAGGCCAACAAAACAGACCAGCCCAGCCCGCAGAUGGCCAAACUCCAGUUCAAGUACCACAAGCUCAACCCGAAGCUAGCCCAAAUCCUGUGAGCUCGGGUGGUCAACCUCGUCCUCGCCGACCGAAUCGCGAAGGGGGAGGAUCUAGACCACGAAGGGGUCGUGGCAAUGGCACGCAAAACCCACCGAUGGAAAAUGGAGAGCAAUCCGGACAGCCACCACAUGUCCAGUCGCGCGGUAUGCGUGCGAAAGGAUUUGGAGCAAAGCUGACAAAGCCUGAGCACGAAUCUGGUGAUCCAAACGGAUCCCUGGUAGAUGGCCUCCGGCCUGAUGUACCGGCCUUUGUACCUGGGAUGCCUUCUUCAACCAUGGAAUCUGAAUCCUUUUCAGCGAAGGGCAAGGGCAAAGGCAAGCCAAAACCACCGCCCAGAACGCCAAAGGUUACGACAAAAUCUGUAGCCAACGAUAUCGCAACGCGGAUUCACGAAGACAUCGCUCACAACCUUUACGAGUGCCCCAUAUGCACCAGCGAGUUAGGCCGGAGAUCCAAAGUCUGGUCUUGCGAAUUAUGUUGGACUGUUUUCCACUUGAGUUGUAUCAAGAAGUGGUCUACAAAUGAAGGUGCGGCUGCACAAAAUAACAACAGAGAGCCUGACAAUGGUGAGGGCUCCGUCAACCCUCGAGCUUGGCGAUGCCCUGGCUGCAAUCUCUCACAUGAGACCUUCCCCACCAGCUAUACCUGUUGGUGCGAAAAAGAAGUUGACCCAAGGUCAUUCCCUGGUCUACCUCCCCACUCCUGUGGACAGACAUGUUCUCGACCACGUAAGGGCUGCCCUCAUCCCUGUGAUACGACUUGUCACGCGGGUCCAUGUGCACCUUGUAAUGCAAUGGGACCGACCCAAGAUUGCUUUUGUGGUCGAAACUCCAGUCAAAAACGAUGCCAAGAUACAAAUUAUGAGCAAGGAUGGAGCUGCGGAGAGAUUUGUGGUGACCUUCUCCCUUGUGGAGAGCAUACCUGCACUCUUCCAUGUCACGAGGGCCUAUGUGGGGCCUGUGAAGUCAAAAUUGAAGCUCGUUGUUAUUGUGGCAAAUUAGAGACUGAGAUGCUUUGCAGCUCAAAGGAAGAUGAAAUCGACAGCCAAAUGGUUCGUGCUGAUGGAACCGAAGAAGAAUGGACCGGCCUCUUCAGCUGUAGUGAUGUCUGCAGCCGUGCCUUUGACUGUGGAGUGCAUUCAUGUGAGAAGAGUUGCCAUCCCCAAGACUCGCUUCCCGCCCAUUGCCCAAGAUCGCCAGAUGCCGUUCUACGAUGCCCCUGUGGAAAGACUGGACUGAGCGACAUCCCCGGUUAUACCCCUCGUACUUCCUGCGAAGAUGACAUUCCCCAUUGCUUGGAAUCAUGCGGCAAAAUGCUACCGUGUGGUCAUUCUUGCGAUCAAAUUUGCCAUACGGGCCCCUGCGGAUCCUGUCGCCGCCAUGUACCGGUCAGUUGUCGAUGUGGCCGCACCACUGGAAUGAGUGUAUGUCAUCAAGGUGAUCUUCACGCCCCUUUAUGUCCCCGUACGUGCAAGGCCACGCUGCAUUGUGGUCGCCAUACAUGCACAGAGAGAUGUUGUCCAGGAGAACAGACAGCCAUUGAGCGCCAGGCUCUGCGGCGCAAACUCAAGGCCCACCUCCGCCCUUCAGACGAAGAUAUCGAGGCCGAGCACAUAUGCACACGUAUAUGUGGUCGCAUGCUGAAAUGCGGAAAACACACGUGUCCUGAGCUCUGCCAUAAGGGUGCUUGCAAUACCUGCCGCGAAGCAGUAUUCGAGGAGAUUGCCUGCAAUUGCGGAAGAUCCAUUCUGUAUCCACCACAGCCAUGUGGAACGAAGGCACCCCAGUGCUCUUUCCCUUGCAAUCGUCCUAAGACCUGUGGCCACCCUCAAACUGCGCACAAUUGUCACGAUGAUGAGGAGGCCUGUCCGAAGUGUCCCUUCUUGACAGAGAAGCCAUGCCUGUGUGGUAAGCGGGUGAUGAAAAAUGUGCCCUGUUGGCUUGCUGAUUCCCGCUGUGGUCAAGUCUGCGGGCAGCCAAUGAAGUGUGGUUCCCAUUUCUGCAAGAAGGAUUGCCAUCGAUCGGGAGACUGUGAAGAUGCAAACAAGCCUUGUCAACAAGGCUGUGGUAAAACCAAAACAUUGUGCGGUCAUCCAUGCACUGAUCCUUGCCAUGCGCCAUAUCCUUGCCCGGAAAAGAAACCAUGCUCAUCUACUACAACAAUCACCUGCGGUUGUGGACGUCUGCGUCAGCAAAGACGAUGCAACGCCGCCAAAGCAGUCACUUCCAAGGGCCAACUACAGCAGCCAGAGCGCCUGCCAGUGCUCACUCCCUUGGCAUGCGAUGACGAAUGUAGCCGCUUAGAACGGAAUCGCUCCUUGGCAUCUGCCCUGGGCGUUGACAUCGACCAAACAACCACCACGCAAGCCAUAUCUUCCUCCAAUCUCCCUUAUUCUACCGAAACUCUUGAUCAGUACAUCAAGCUUGCAUCAUCAGUUUCACUUUCGACUCUGCAAACUUAUGAGUCAACACUACAUGCAUUGGCAGUGGACCCUUCCAAUCGAUCAACUCGGUUCCAGCCCGCUAAAUCCACCCUUCGCUCAUUUACCCAUUCCCUAGCAACAGACUGGGGCUUCGUCACUGAAAGUCACGACCCCGAGCCGCAUCGUCACGUCUUUGUCUUGAAGCCAUUGGCUUGGACACCAUCUGUGUUCGGCACGGGUAGCGGUAACUCGAUCGGUAUUGGCGGAAUGAGCGUGCGGGAGUGUGUGAAGCUUCGUGAGCGUGAACGCACCAAGGAGCGCGAGGCGCAACGUGUUGCCGCUCUAGAGGCCAAGGCCGCCCGUAAUGCAGCAAAAGGAGAAUCCGGCGGCGUGUCUGGUGACGGCUGGGCUCAAGUUGCUUCUCGGACUAAGGGCAGUGCUAGUAGUACUAGGAGUACUACGCCUGUACAGAAUCCGUUUAGUAGCCGGACUCUGUUCUCCGCACUGUCUGGCGAGGGAGGACAAGACCCAUCGUCUAAGAAGGAGCGCUUGGUCCUUCGGUCGGGUAUUGGUGCUGGCAAAGCAUUGCGCAAAGAACCAGCUGAAGAGGUAUUGGAUAGCUGGGAGGAAGCGGAGGAGAAAGAGGAACAGGUAGAGCGCGAGCAGGAAAAAGGCACUCUUACUGAGGAUCAACAACCGAUUGAUCCCAUCUCUGAUGCACAGGAUGCUGCGCAGCCGGCUGAGACAGCUGAUGAGGUUGCCACCGAUCUGGUGAAUUGA